CAGCCGAUAGACAUCACUUCCGAUUCUGAUGACGUAGGGCGUCCUCCUCGGUUCCUGUUUGAGGUUCCUCCAUUCAAAGAGAUAACUGUCUGUAAAAAGAUAACGCGUUAGUAAUUGAUUUAGUAGGUCGCAUAUACCGUAACUGGUGACGAAAGCUUUCAUUAUAGACCGUUAUGGAGACUUCCGGAAACUCUCACAAGAAACCGAAGCUGAGCAACGCGUCCAGCGAGAAUUGGGGAAUGCAGAGGGCGACUAAUGUGACCUACCAGGCUCAUCAUGUCAGCAGGAACAAGCGUGGUCAGGUGGUGGGGACGAGAGGGGGCUUCCGUGGAUGCACUGUCUGGCUCACAGGUCUGUCUGGGGCUGGGAAGACCACGGUGAGCAUGGCCCUGGAGGAGUACCUGGUGUGCCACGGCAUCCCCUGCUACUCGCUGGACGGAGACAACAUCCGCCAGGGCUUGAACAAGAACCUGGGCUUCAGCCCUGAGGACCGCGAGGAGAACGUCAGGCGUAUAGCCGAGGUGGCCCGCCUGUUCGCCGACGCAGGGCUCGUCUGCAUCGCCAGCUUCAUCUCUCCCUACGGACGGGAUCGUGUGAACGCCAGGAAGAUCCACGAGGCUGCAGGCUUGCCCUUCUUCGAGGUGUUUGUGGACGCGCCGCUUGACGUGUGUGAACAGAGAGAUGUCAAGGGCCUCUACAAGAGAGCCAGGGCUGGAGAGAUCAGAGGUUUCACUGGGAUAGACUCGGAGUAUGAGAAACCAGAGGCCCCAGAGCUGGUGCUGAAGACCGACUCCUGCAGUGUCAACGAGUCUAUACAGCAGCUCAUUGACCUGCUACAUGAGAAGGAUAUAGUGCCGGUGGAUGCUUCCUAUGAAGUGAAGGAGCUGUACGUAGUGGAGAACAAGCUGGACCUGGCCAAGACGGAUGCUGAAACACUACCUGCUGUGCAGAUUGGAAAGGUGGACAUGCAGUGGGUUCAGGUGCUUGCUGAGGGCUGGGCCACCCCUCUGAACGGCUUCAUGAGGGAGAGGGCGUUCCUGCAGUGUCUCCACUUUGACUGUCUGCUGGACGGUGGCGUCAUCAACCUGUCUGUGCCGGUGGUGUUGCCGGUGUCGGGGGCGGACAAGGAGCGUCUGGACGGCGUCACGGCCAUGGCCCUGGUGUACGAGGGCCGCCGCGUGGCCAUCCUCCGCAACCCCGAGUUCUACGAGCACCGCAAGGAGGAGCGCUGCGCCCGCCAGUGGGGCACUACCUGCAAGGACCACCCCUACAUCAAGAUGGUAAUGGAGAGUGGAGACUGGCUGGUAGGAGGAGACCUGCAGGUCCUGGACAAGAUCAGCUGGAAUGACGGCCUGGACCAGUACAGACUCACCCCCACUGAGCUCAAACACAAGUUCAAGGAGAUGAAUGCAGACGCGGUGUUUGCCUUCCAGCUGCGUAACCCGGUGCACAACGGCCACGCCCUCCUCAUGCAGGACACCCACAAGCGUCUGAUCGAACGGGGCUACCGCCGGCCCGUCCUACUGCUGCACCCGCUGGGCGGCUGGACCAAGGACGAUGACGUGCCGUUGGAGUGGCGCAUGAAGCAGCAUGCCGCCGUGCUGGACGAGGGCGUACUGAAACCCGAAAACACCAUCGUGGCCAUCUUCCCGUCGCCCAUGAUGUACGCCGGCCCCACUGAGGUGCAGUGGCACUGCCGAGCCCGAAUGGUGGCCGGCGCCAACUUCUACAUCGUGGGUCGCGAUCCGGCGGGCAUGCCCCACCCAGCCACGGGCAAGGACCUGUACGAGCCAACCCAUGGGGCUAAGGUCCUCACCAUGGCGCCUGGACUCAUCACCCUGGAGAUUGUACCCUUCAAGGUGGCCGCCUACAACAAAGCCAAGAGGGCCAUGGACUUCUACGACCCCAAGAACCAUCAAGACUAUGACUUCAUCUCAGGGACACGGAUGCGUAAGAUGGCUCGCGAAGGACAGAACCCUCCGGAAGGCUUCAUGGCCCCCAAAGCCUGGGCUGUACUGGUGGAGUACUAUCAGUCCCUGGAGAAGGCUACCUAAGGUCAAAUGUGGUCAAAGGUCAAAAUGGGGAACAUCAGGGUCGUAUUCAUUAGGGCACACCAUAGCAAAACUUUUUCAAACGUUUGUCACCAAGAAAAACGAAAACAAGCGGUUGUCAUUGGACAAGUCCAGAGAGUCCCUCCCUGCUUCAGUCUGUUUCCCUCUGUUUGGUGCCUAAUGAAUACGACACAGCUAUCUCCUCUAAAACAGUUAAAAGAUUAAUACAAGGACCACUCAACAGCUAUAGCUAUCGUUCCUUCCCUGCGCUGUGGCUCGCCUCCAGAUGUCCCUGUCCAACCUCCAACGCACACACCUCUCCUCUAUUCUCUCCUCUAUUCUCCCCUUCUGUAUUCUCCUACUUUCCUCUCCUCCUCUCUCUCAUUCUGCUGCUACUGCCACUGGUCUUCAGUCUUACCACACUGAGUAUGUACUUUUAUUUAAACUCACCAUUAGAAAUUGGUUUCUCUAAUUGUGCAACUAUCAGUAUUUUUAAAUGUGUUUUUAAACUGGAAGUGGGUUCAAAUGUUCAUUUUAAAAGGUGUGAAGAGGCAAAGAUUAUUUUUUAGAGAAUGAUGCGAAAAGUUUCCUCAUUAUGUAACAAUAUGUGGUUUAGUUGAGGAUGAAAACAUGAUGCAUGUAGGAAGUCAAUGCCCCUCUUAGUAAUGUACCCUAGAACUGUUACCGUGUCCAUGGCUAAUGUGAUCAUAUUGAUUCUUUUGAGUGUUUGGCUUUGUCCCUUUGUCCCCAUGCACACUUCAAAUAAGUUACUGGAAAGCGUAGACUCAUUUAGUGAUCUUAAAACAAGCCAUCACUGUGUCGCUGCAGUAUGUGGGUAACUCAUCUGAGGUUGUUGGCCUGACUGGAACUGUGGUUUGAAUUGGAGUUUGAGGUCAAGUUGAGUGCCUUGUCUUUUGUCAAUCGUUCUCACACAGAGACAUUGUAUUCCCGCACACACACACACCUGUUCGUUCUCCCACUUGCCUCUCUGUUACGUUAAAGCGGUCCAAUAGAUCCAGGAAACAAUCUGCAAAGCAGAUGAGACCGGAACUAAUGACUAACCUUUAGAAAUACUUCCUGUUUUACCAUUAGCUUUAUUUCUCCAUACUGAUAACAUCGUUUAUCUUUUUACCUUGAUGUAUGUAGCAUGUAGUGAAGUGUUCACCACCAAUGACUGUUUUAGUUAACUAUAAGUAUUUAUUUUUUUAGUUGAUGUUUAUCACACAGGAGGUUGGUGGCAUCUUACUUGGGGAGGACAGGCUGGUGGUAGUGACUGGAGCAGGAUAGGUGGAAUGGUAUUCCAGUUCUGUUCCAGCUAUGAGCUGUCCUCCCCUCAGCAGCCCCCUGUGGUCUGUCACAAUAUAUUUUAGUUUGUUUGCUUGUUUUAAUAUUCUUUGUACUGAGUUAUAAUAUUUUCCAUUUGGUUACUACUGUACAAACAUGGGUCUGCUCUGCCAGUAUGGCCGGAAGAAAAGAUAUCGGUUUAUAUAUUGUUGUCCAUGUUCUCCAAUAAACCAUUUUUAGCAAAUGGA
Molecule: messenger RNA, 3583 nt
Organism: Salmo salar (Atlantic salmon)
Lineage: Eukaryota; Metazoa; Chordata; Actinopteri; Salmoniformes; Salmonidae
Product: bifunctional 3'-phosphoadenosine 5'-phosphosulfate synthase 1
Biological process (GO): sulfate assimilation; 3'-phosphoadenosine 5'-phosphosulfate biosynthetic process
Molecular function (GO): adenylylsulfate kinase activity; sulfate adenylyltransferase (ATP) activity; ATP binding
Source: RefSeq, a predicted model, not a curated record